Messenger RNA from Cercocebus atys (sooty mangabey), 4334 nucleotides. It is a transcript of the gene ARFGAP1, whose product is annotated as ADP-ribosylation factor GTPase activating protein 1. Gene Ontology annotation, cellular component: Golgi membrane. Gene Ontology annotation, molecular function: GTPase activator activity. The record is from RefSeq and is a predicted model, not a curated record. NCBI's taxonomy places the organism in Eukaryota, Metazoa, Chordata, Mammalia, Primates, Cercopithecidae. The transcript has 16 exons. Gene Ontology annotation, biological process: regulation of endocytosis; regulation of ARF protein signal transduction. The coding region runs from base 1143 to 2468 and encodes 441 amino acids.
CUCGUGCCCCCUUCCCUCCGAAGCUGCCCUCCACCCGCACCCCGGCUCUGGAAUUUCCCACCGGUUACGGGAGUCCGGAGGGUCCUGCCCACCCACGUCGCUUCCUGGGGCGCGAGCAGGACCCUGCCCCGUCUCCUUCAACACCCUCUUCCCGAGCUCCUUCGGACACAGGACUCGGCCUGGACACAUCCCAGUCAGGUGGCCUCUGAAGCCCGGUGGAGCUUCCACCCGCUAAGAAGUGAGGGUCCUGCCCAGCAGGUGUUGGUGAGCCCAGUCUCAUCAGAAAUGGCAGCCUCAGCUCGCUUGGUUUUCCUCCUUACCCUUUGACGUGGAUGACUGUCUUGAGGGAAAAAAAGAAACCAGGAAGGGGCUUUUAAAACUUCUCAGUUUAUGUGUGUUUAGAAGACCUGUGCUUCUUGCCUGUUCUUUUAAACAGUUUUAAUUACAGCCCACCAAUUCUGAGAAGUAAUUCUGCUCAUUUUUUGCAGGUCUAAUAUUCCUGUCAUGCUCUGCUGAUUAUAGCACCAAAGUUCGGCUGUAAAGUGGCCCAGGGAAUUGAAGCCCUUAGCUUUGUUUUGGCGUCCCUUUCUGGGACCAUGUCCUUGUCAAAGUUCAGAAGUAAUCCGUGCUUUAGCGAAAGGGCUCUUCUUCUUAGACGUGGGUAGUUGAGGCGCUUCAGACAGUUUCUGGGAACGACUGCUAGUAUUUCUGCCGGUCACUGUGUUACAGCCCUAGGGUCUAAACAGUGUUCUUAAAUAUCCCUUUUGAUCUCACGUACUGAGAAUGUUCCAACUUAUGGAUCCUGAGUUUUGAAGUCUCCGGAGCUUACCGAACUAACACAGAGUGUCCUCACUGGGUUUGACGUUUGCUGAAGUCACAUCCACUUGCAGAAGGAGUCGGCUGUACCGGUGGAUGCUCAGUUUGAUGGCGGUAUCCGCCUGAAUGAGUCAUGCUGGGGUCCGAGUCCUGCGAUCAGGAGUGAGCAUUCACUGCCUCAUGAUCUGUGGUUCCUGGACACUCUCACACAAGGCACAGAGAAUUAUGGAGCAGAAGGGAGCCCAGGGGUCCCUGUGAGUCACCGUGGCGGGGCUGAUGGUCUGAAGCCACUCUCCUUGUCCUGCAGCAGCCACACUGUUGCCCCCAUGCCUCAGAAUGGCCCCAGAAGGCCCUACGUGCAGGUCUCCCAGCAGGCUGGACUUUCCACACAUUCCAGCGUCAUGGCCAGCCCAAGAACCAGGAAGGUUCUUAAAGAAGUCAGGGUGCAGGACGAGAACAACGUUUGUUUUGAGUGUGGCGCAUUCAAUCCUCAGUGGGUCAGUGUGACCUAUGGCAUCUGGAUCUGCCUGGAAUGUUCGGGGAGACACCGUGGGCUUGGGGUGCACCUCAGCUUUGUGCGCUCUGUUACUAUGGACAAGUGGAAGGACAUUGAGCUUGAGAAGAUGAAAGCUGGCGGGAAUGCUAAGUUCCGAGAGUUCCUGGAGUCUCAGGAGGACUAUGAUCCCGGCUGGUCCUUGCAGGAGAAGUACAACAGCAGAGCCGCGGCCCUCUUUAGGGAUAAGGUGGCCGCUCUGGCCGAAGGUAGAGAGUGGUCUCUGGAGUCAUCACCUGCCCAGAACUGGACCCCACCUCAGCCCAGGACCCUGCCGUUCACGGCACACCGAGCUUCUGGCCAGCCGCAGAGUGUGACCGCCUCCUCGGACAAGGCUUUCGAAGACUGGCUGAAUGAUGACCUUGGCUCCUAUCAAGGAGCCCAGGGGAAUCGCUAUGUGGGGUUUGGGAACACGCCACCGCCUCAGAAGAAAGAAGAUGACUUCCUCAACAACGCCAUGUCCUCCCUGUACUCGGGCUGGAGCAGCUUCACCACUGGAGCCAGCCGGUUUGCCUCAGCAGCCAAGGAGGGCGCUACAAAGUUUGGAUCCCAAGCAAGUCAGAAGUUUUGGGGUCACAAGCAGCAGCCGGAGCCGGCGUCCGAGCUGGGCCACAGCCUGAACGAGAACGUCCUCAAGCCUGCGCAGGAGAAGGUGAAGGAGGGAAAGAUUUUUGAUGAUGUGUCCAGUGGGGUCUCUCAGUUGGCGUCCAAGGUCCAGGGAGUCGGUAGUAAGGGAUGGCGGGACGUCACCACCUUUUUUUCGGGGAAAGCAGAGGGCCCCUUGGACAGCCCCUCGGAGGGCCACAGUUACCAGAACAGCGGUCCGGACCACUUCCAAAACAGCACCAUAGACCAGAGUUUCUGGGAGACCUUUGGAAGUGCUGAGCCCACCAAGGCCCGCAAGUCCCCAAGCAGCGACAGCUGGACGUGUGCAGACACCUCCACCGAGAGGAGGAGCUCGGACAGCUGGGAGGUGUGGGGCUCGGCCUCCACCAACAGGAACAGCAACAGCGACGGUGGGGAGGGCGGGGAGGGUGCCAAGAAGGCAGUGCCACUGGCCGUGCCCGCCGACGAUGGCUGGGACAACCAGAACUGGUAGGGCCCACCGCGCCCCUGUCCCCAGCGCCCCCAGGCGACUUCAUGUUUGCACUCUGCCCUCAUCGUUCCUCCUCCUUUCAUUUGACCCAAGAAUCAGCGACUGCAGUGUGAGGACAGCGUCUCGGGAGGCAGGACCCCAGGGAGACUCGGGUUCUCACCGCCUGCCACGUGGGGUUCUCGGUGCGUGGGAGCGGCCUGCUCUCCAGCCUGGGCGGGGGCCAUCCCGUCCUACACUCCCCUGGGCAUUCUUGGACUCAAGGCAGGGGCUCUUCGUGGUUUGCUGGGAGGUGGGCUGCAGCACAGAGCCCUGUGAGUGUUCCGGCGGCCGGUUCACUACGCAGUAAGUAUCUCGGGCUGGGACCAGCCCCGUGCCGAGCUGUCAGCGACGUGAGGUGUCCCUUCUCCUUGAGAUACUUAACUUUGGGUUUGCUCUAGUUCUUUCUUUUUGAAGAGAGUAACUGGAGUGGUAAAGAUGGAAACGCUAAAAGCGAUACUGGCGCUCACACUGCCGUCCGACCACCCUCGGCUCCCACGUCCACGCCUGCCUGGGCCUGUGCGGUCAAACCUGCGUCGGUCGUGACCCUCCGUGGCUUCCCUGCAUCCGCACUGUCCAACCACCAAGUUCACCAGACACAGCCCCACAAUAGCCACACCCACACCUGAGCUGUUCUCAGUGCUGGGACUUGGCCACCCUGGAACACCCUGGAAGAAAAAGGAGCGCAGGGUGGGCCCUCGGCCCUGAGGCAGGAGGGCACGACAGCGGUGUGGCCUGGCAGGACAGCCCCGGGCUCAGGAGCUGAGCAGGGAUGCCUGUGCGCGGUGCCUGGGGCUGCCCUACAGACUGGUGCCUGCCACGUGCCGACCCUCACCUCCCCGAGGACUGGAUGAUGUGCUGCCGUGUGUGACUCAUCUCCGUUGCCCAGCCUGUGUGACCCUGGGCCUUGGCCAGCUGUGCAUGCACCCGAAGCUCGUGCAGUUUGUAUGUGAGGUGCUCUCUCCCCCGCCACCAUGCUCAUCACUGUGGCCUUGGCCACGCUCCUUGGUCACCCCACUUCCCGGUCGCCGUCUGCAGCGCUCCUGGAGCAACCUGGGCCCUUCAGCCCCUGUGCUCGUCCCACCCUAGGGACUCAGCCACCCGCGAAACAGGAUGGGACGAGAUUUCAGCGAGCCCUCCUGGCGCCCGGUCCUCCCUGUGGGCACCAGCCCUCUUGGUAGCCGGUGUGGAGGGCCGGUGUCCUUGGCUGCCAUGGAGGAACUCGGUCACCGAAACAGCCACCUGCUGUAAUUGGACCUGAAGUCAGAGGCCGGGGGUCAGAGGCUCAUGGUGCUGAGAAGCCACUGGGCAAAGUGGCCAACACAAAGGUCCCAGGAAGUCGUCCCCCGAGAGCUGAGCGUGAGGUCUUUGCGUCUUUCUCCAAGCUGAGACUUGGGUGUGCGGCAUGCGCGUGGUGUUUCCCGAGGGCUGCUUGGACCCUGGUGGGCUGAAUGCUCCGAGGAGGGGUGGACUCCACUGGACAGUAGGAUGUGCCUGUUUCCACGUCAGCACCUUUUGACUUGGCAGCAUGGAGCCAAGCUCUGCCCCCGCCCAGGAGGGUGCCUUUCUUGGGGGUAGGGGGACGGCCCCCUCUGCCUGCCCCAGAUCCCCUUUAAUGGGAGGUGCAGCCAGCAGUGUGGAGGUGUCUGGGCCACCUUCAGAAGGUGGAUGUGGUGGCCGAGACCCUAUCCACAGAGGGUGACGGCCUUUCCCUUCUGCAGGUGUGGGCAGGUGGGCCUGGGACAGGUGCUGGGGCCUCUCCUGGCUGUAUGUGAGGGCCCAUGUGGAAGGCGCGGACCUGACAGCAUUCCAAUAAAACAUAGGGAACAUGCA